CGGCGCUCGUACGCCGAGCCCGGAGACCGGGCGCUGCGAAUGUACAUGUACGUCGACACCGCUCGAGCAGUAGUAUAUAUCGGCGGCCGCGGACGAGGGCCCUGGUCAGUGGUCACUGGUCACAGCACCAACGAUCGAUCAUGGCUACGGCGGAGCAGCUCUCCCUGCGUGUGUUCUUGCCAUGCUUCCUGCUGGUGGCGAUCUGCGUGCGUCCGCCGCUGUCGCGGGCGGCGGCGCGCGCGUCCGACACCGUGUCACGAGACCAGCCGCUCUCCGGCGGCCACAGGCUUGUUUCCAAGGGCGGCAAAUUCGCAGUGGGGUUCUUUCAGCCGGAUGAUACAGCACCUGACAGAUGGUACCUUGCUAUCUGGUACAACAAGAUCUCAAAGCACACACCUGUGUGGAUAGCAAAUCGUGCAAGGCCAAUCUCCAAUCUAGACUCCUCUGAGCUCACAAUAUCACAAGAUGGCAACAUGGCAUUGCUCGACCGGCUCCAGUCUACUAUCUGGGCCACUAACAUCACCAGUAACACUUCAGUUUCCAACUCCACCGUCGGCAUCAUCCUCGACACAGGCAAUUUUGUGCUGGUACCUUCAUCCAACACCACCGAUUUCCUUUGGCAAAGUUUCAACGAACCAACCAAUGUGUGGCUUCCAGGGGCAAAGUUUGGACGGAACAAGGUCACUGGUCAUACCACACGCAUCGUAUCAUGGGAUAGCUCUGUUGAUCCAUCGCCAGGGUAUUAUACCCUUUUGAUCGACCCGGAUGGCAGCAACCAGUUUAUCCACCAAUGGAACGACUCUGAGAUCUAUUGGGCAACGGGCAACUGGACUGGCAGUAUGUUUACUGGAAUGCCUGAGAUGGCGUCGUACCCUAAAGCCUUACUAAAAUAUGAAUUCGUAGAUAAUGAUCAGGAGAGCUACUUCAUAUACCACAUUAACGAAACCAUACUUACAGCUAUGUUUCUGAUGGAGGUCUCAGGUCAGGUCAAGGGUGUAGCAUGGCUGGAGAGUGCGCAAGACUGGGUGCCAUUCUUUGCAGUGCCAAAAGCACAGUGCAGUGUGUAUUUUGUUUGUGGCUCUUUCGCCAUGUGUACUGAGAAUACAUUCACUUUCUGCAGCUGUCUCAGGGGUUUCAACAAACAGUAUGAAGGAAACUGGCUGUAUGGUAACCCCAGAGGUGGGUGCACGAGGAAAGCUAAGCUACAAUGUGGUGCCAACAGCUCAAGGAAUACAGAAAUCGACGGAUUCUAUACACUUUCUAUUGCUAACCUGCCUGACAAGGCCUCGACCUCCAGUAUUGUAGCUGCUAGCGCUGAUGCAUGUAAGCAGGCUUGUCUGAACAAUUGUUCUUGUGUUGCUUAUUUCUACGAUGAUAGCUGUUCUUUAUGGUAUGGAGACUUAAUAAACCUGGUGUCUCCUGAUGGUUCAACGGGACAUGUUAUCUACGUAAGGCUUGCUGCAUCAGAGUUCUUUUCAGGGUCAACAAAGACAGGCAAGCCAUUGGCUGUGUGGGCUUUAACUGGUGGAGCUAUCCUUAUUGCCAUCAUUGUGAUUGCAGGCGUACUUUUGGUACCCAUGAAGAAGAUCUAUAAUAAGCGGAACAAAAUUGAGGGUUGUUUGGUUGUAUUCAGUUUUAGGUACCUACGGACCGUGACAAAAAACUUUUCAGAGAUAUUGGGCAGAGGGUCUUUUGGUUCUGUGUAUAAAGGAAUAUUACCUGAUGGGACACUAGUUGCUGUGAAGAAGCUUGAUGGCCUUUCUCAGGGUGAGAAGCCAUUCCGAGCUGAAGUUAGUACGAUUGGCACCAUUCAGCAUGUGAAUCUAAUCCGAUUGCUUGGGUUUUGCACAGAGCAGUCAAUGAAGAUGCUAGUCUAUGAGUAUAUGCCAAAUGGGUCCUUGGACAGAAACAUUUUUGCAAGCACUCCAGUGGAACUGAGCUGGAAUGUCAUGUUCCAAAUUGCUCUCGGGGUUGCAAAGGGGUUAUCUUAUUUGCACGAGGGAUGUAGGAGCUGCAUCAUACACUGUGAUAUUAAGCCAGAGAAUGUGCUCCUCGACGCCUCUUUCAAGCCAAAAAUAGCAGUUUUUGGGCUUGCCAAGCUCGUUGGGAGGGAUUUCAGCAGGGUGUUGACGACCAUGAGGGGUACUGUAGGCUAUCUUGCUCCUGAGUGGAUAAGCGGCACGGCUAUCACCCCAAAGGCCGAUGUUUUUAGCUACGGUAUGCUACUUUUCGAGAUCAUGUCAGGGAAAAGGAAUUCAGCUUGGCACCAGCAAAACAUGAAGUUCUUCCCUGUGCUGGUAGCAACAAGACUACAAGAAGGUGGCGACAUCAAGGCCUUGUUCGAUUCUGAAAUAAUGCAAGAUGCUAACUUACACGAGGUUGGGAGGGCAUGCAAGGUCGCCUGUUGGUGGAUCCAGGAUGAUGAGAACACAAGGCCAGCAAUGCGAGAAAUUGUUUAGAUCCUGGAAGGAUUACUACACAUCGACCUGCCGCCUGUUCCCUCCUACUUGCAAGUUCUUGCCGACCGCUCCAAGUUCUCUUCAUAUGAGGCAUCAUAGUUCCGUUGAUGGAGGACAGCUUUUGGGAACAUUUAUUUAUUGUACUUAUUUUCUUCCUCAGAUACAGAUGGUGGAGAUUUUAAUUUUUCUCGGAUAAGGAUACAGGGGUUGUAUGGAGUAAGUUCCACCGGAGAAGUUCGUGACUCUAGACAGACGACUCACUGGCAUAAUGCUACCUGCUGCUUCCCUGCCAGUCUGCUGUUGAGUCCUAACCAAACUGGAGUAUGGCCGUAUGGGUAUGGCUCGCUGGCUAGCAACCCUCCGUGUACGGCUCGACGCGGCUGACAAGUCUGGCAGCCUCUACAAACGAGGAGGGGCGGGCAUGGUCACAUGAGUACAUGAGGCAACUGUUUAGCAUGGAUGCGCCAAUGGAUUUCAGCAGGGUGUUGCGCUACGGCAUGAUGCUUGGUAGCUUCGGUGCUGAGGUUGACUCUUAAAAAACAAAAAAAGAAAAGAAAAAGGAAUGUAGAAAAGCGCAAGCGAAUA
Messenger RNA from Setaria italica (foxtail millet), 3044 nucleotides. RefSeq names its product G-type lectin S-receptor-like serine/threonine-protein kinase At2g19130. The transcript has 3 exons. Gene Ontology annotation, biological process: protein phosphorylation; recognition of pollen. Gene Ontology annotation, molecular function: protein serine/threonine kinase activity; ATP binding. Bases 141 to 2459 code for a protein of 772 amino acids. The record is from RefSeq and is a predicted model, not a curated record. NCBI's taxonomy places the organism in Eukaryota, Viridiplantae, Streptophyta, Magnoliopsida, Poales, Poaceae.